This is a messenger RNA of Prunus mume (Japanese apricot), 2679 nucleotides long. Its product is annotated as glucan endo-1,3-beta-D-glucosidase-like. NCBI's taxonomy places the organism in Eukaryota, Viridiplantae, Streptophyta, Magnoliopsida, Rosales, Rosaceae. Gene Ontology annotation, molecular function: endo-1,3(4)-beta-glucanase activity. The record is from RefSeq and is a predicted model, not a curated record.
UUGGGUUUUGUGGGGUUCCAAAUUUCUAAGGUAUAUACGAAACUUCUUCUUCGUCUUCCUCCUCCUCCUCCUCCUCCUCCUCCUAGUUUGGUAACUAACAGCUAAAAUCCUCCCACCAUUUCCUCCUACUUUCCCUCUUGGCUCCAUCCAUUUCCCACCAACUCAUCAAAAAUCAAUAUUUCUAUUUUAUUUUAUUUAUUUAAUUAUUUAUUAUUAUUUCAGAGUCGUUCAUUCCGCCUUCUGUUGCAUUAAUUCGACUCGUUUUCACACAAAUCCAAUGUUGAAAAAAAUUAAAAGAAAAGUCAAAAUCUUAAUCACCAAGAGUUUCAAAAAAUCUCGCAAGCCCUAUAAACCACCUCCAUCUUCACCUUCAUUUCCAUCGCCACCAUCUCCUGAAGAAUCCGACACCAUGCCACCGCCAGCACAGUCAGCCCUCAAGCCACCAACCGCCACCCCUUUCCUCUUCCCUCAAACCCAAUCCACAGUCCUCCCUGACCCUUCCCAUUUCUUCUCCCCCAAUCUCCUCACAACCCCUCUUCCCACCAACUCUUUCUUCCAAAACUUUGCCCUAAAAAAUGGCGACCAACCUGAGUAUUUUCACCCCUACCAAAUCAAAUCCUCCUCCUCCUCUCUCACCAUCUCUUACCCAUCUCGCUUCUUCAACUCUGCUUUUCUGUACCAAAUUUUCAUAGCUGAUCUCACCAUCUCUGCCUCACAAAACUCCAAUUCCCAAGAGACGCAUAAAAUCUCUUCAUUCAAUGAUCUCAGUGUCACUCUGGACUUUCCCUCCUCCAAUCUCCGCUUCUUUCUCGUCCGGGGAAGCCCCUUUGUCACCUGCUCUGUUUCUAGCCGCACUGAGCUUUCAAUCUCCACCAUUCAUGCAGUUCUCUCUUGUUCUUCCAGUAGCUCACGCACCAAAUACACCAUCAAGCUCAACAACAAUCAAACAUGGCUUAUCUACACAUCAUCCCCAAUUGAUUUGACUAGCAGCAGCCUGUCAUUGAUCACUUCUGGUGGGUUUUCUGGGAUUAUUCGGAUUGCCAUAUUGCCGGAUUCUGAUCCACAAUACGAGGCAACCCUCGACCAGUUCAGCUCGUGUUACCCGGUUUCGGGUGAAGCUGUGUUCACGAAGCCAUUUUCUUUGGAAUAUAAAUGGGAAAAGAAAGGAUGGGGUGAUUUGCUUAUGCUGGCUCAUCCUCUCCAUCUUCAGCUGCUUUCUGGUGACGAUUGUGAUGUUACUAUUUUGGAGGAUUUUAAGUUCAAAAGCAUUGAUGGUGAUCUUGUUGGUGUUGUUGGUGAUUCAUGGGUUUUGAAACCAGACCCUGUUUCAGUCACUUGGCAUUCAACCAGAGGUGUUAACGAAGAUUCAUAUGCUGAAAUUAUUUCUGCACUUCGGAAAGAUGUUGAAGCUCUGAAUUCAACCCCAAUAACAACUACAUCUUCCUAUUUUUAUGGAAAAUUGAUUGCCCGAGCGGCAAGGUUAGCUUUGAUUGCUGAGGAGGUGGCUUAUCUUGAUGUGAUUCCGGCAAUUAGGAAAUAUUUGAAGGAUACAAUUGAGCCAUGGCUGGAUGGAAGUUUCAGUGGAAAUGGUUUCUUGUAUGAUCGCAAAUGGGGUGGAAUUGUCACUAAACAAGGAGCAACUGAUUCUGGUGCAGAUUUUGGUUUUGGAAUUUAUAAUGAUCACCACUAUCAUCUGGGGUACUUUCUUUAUGCCAUUUCGGUGCUUGCAAAGAUUGACCCUGCAUGGGGAAGGAAGUACAGGCCUCAAGCUUAUUCGCUUGCGGCCGAUUUUCUGAGCAUUGGUAGGCGAUCAAAUUCACAUUAUCCUCGUCUGAGGUGCUUUGAUUUGUACAAAUUACACUCGUGGGCAGGCGGGCUAACUGAAUUUGCAGACGGGCGGAAUCAAGAGAGCACAAGUGAGGCAGUGAAUGCUUAUUAUUCAGCUGCAUUGAUGGGGUUAGCCUAUGGAGACACUCAUCUUGUGGCCACGGGAUCAAUGCUUGCAGCAUUGGAAAUUCAGGCGGCUCAAACGUGGUGGCACGUAAGAGAGGGAGAUAGCAUGUAUGGGGAAGAUUUCACAAGAGAAAAUAGGGUGGUUGGAGUUCUGUGGGCUACCAAGAGGGACAGUGGUCUUUGGUUUGCUCCUCCAGAGUGGAGAGAAUGCAGGCUUGGAAUUCAGUUGCUACCACUAUUGCCAAUCAGCGAGGUCUUGUUCUCUGAUGUUGGCUUUGUUAGGGAUCUUGUGAAGUGGACCUUACCAGCUCUGAGUAGGGAGGGAGUUGGAGAAGGAUGGAAAGGGUUUGUUUAUUCCUUGGAAGGGAUUUACGACAAAGAAGGUGCUUUGCAGAAGAUAAGGAACUUGAACGGUUACGAUGAUGGUAACUCACUUACAAAUUUGUUGUGGUGGAUCCACAGCAGAGGUGAGGAAGGAAAUGAAUUUGAGGCUGGAGGGAACGUAUGCUGGUUUAGGCACUAUCACUGAGUUUGGUUGUGUUAUGAUUGUGAUUGUGAUUGUGAUUUUAUUCUUUGUUGCAGACAUUGAGCAGUUCUAAAUGCCUUGUGAUUUACUAUCGUGUUUUCAUUGGCUUUCAUUUGUUCUUCCAACUGAUUGUGAGCUUUAUAUGUAUUUCUUUCCUGUCGUUGAUGAAACAUUUCUCGUUUUAGAUGGCUUUUAUGAAA